UCGCUUGUCGGAACGGCGUUUCUUCCCCUACUCUUUUUAACAUUUUUCGUGUGAAGCCCCCAUGUGGGUGAAUUAGAAGACGAAGCGAUUCGCGCCACUUGUCGACGAUUGCUGCCGGGCGGCAGGUAGAUAAUGUGCCUUGUCCCCUUUCGCCCCGCUCUUUACGCCGCUCUGUGAAAGGGCCGGAUUGGACUCCCGUUUUCCAAAAAACUGUUGACUCCUUUCGACGGUCACCUGUCUGUGCUCGCCACCUUCCGCUUCAAUCACCCCUGGCGCACUCCCAGAGAGAGGAUUCACGGGACACUUCGAGAACAAGAAAGUCCACGAGAACGUUAUCGUCCCGCCGCAUAACCUCGCUGAUUGGACCGCAAAAAAAAGAUUGUUGCUUGGUGCUUGGCAGCGUCUGUCCGGAUCUCUUGGCUGAUGGGGUUUUGAGGAUUUGAGCUGAGGUUGCUCGAUUUAAGUAGCUCCUUAACUGGGUGAGAGUCUUCUGCAUUCUGGGGGGAAAAUGGAAGAAGAGGAUGGGAUCGAAGAGAACAGUGCGAGUGGUGGUGAGGGGUCGAGAUGGGUCGAUGGGAGUGAGGUGGAUUCAGAGACGGCAGCUUGGGUUUGGCCCGGUGAGAACGAGGCAAGAGAAGGCCAAGGUUAUGGUUCCAUGAGAAGGCGGCUCGUGAAGAAGCCCAAGCGAGUUGACUCCUUCGAUGUGGAGGCCAUGGAGGUUGCCGGUGCUCAUGGGCAUCACCCCAAGGACCCUUCUGUUUGGCAAACUCUUGCCUUAGCAUUUCAAACACUUGGCGUCGUCUAUGGAGAUAUGGGCACAAGUCCUUUGUAUGUGUUUGCUGAUGUAUUCAGCAAAGUGACCAUCGAGUCCGAUGUUGACGUCUUGGGUGCUCUAUCGUUGGUAAUGUACACCAUCGCUCUCAUUCCCUUAGCCAAAUACGUUUUUGUUGUGCUGAAAGCCAAUGAUAAUGGGGAAGGAGGUACUUUUGCCCUAUACUCUUUAAUCUGCAGAUAUGCUAAUAUAAAUAUGUUGCCCAAUCGUCAACCUGCCGAUGAGCAGAUCUCAAGUUUUAGGCUCAAACUGCCGACCCCUGAGCUAGAGAGGGCCUUGAACAUUAAAGAAACUCUCGAAAGCAAAUCUUCAUUAAAAACCGUCCUCUUACUUUUUGUUCUAAUGGGAACUUCCAUGAUCAUAGGAGAUGGAAUUCUCACCCCAGCAAUAUCAGUGAUGUCUGCUGUGAGUGGGCUCCAGGGUGAAUUAGAAGGAUUUGAAACAAAUCUUUCUGCAGAUGCUGUGGUCGUUGUCUCAAUUGUGAUCCUACUGGCCCUAUUCAGCAUACAACAAUUUGGGACUGGAAAAGUGGGCUUCUUAUUUGCUCCUAUUCUUGCUUUGUGGUUCUUUUGCCUGGGAUCUAUUGGACUUUACAAUCUUUUAAAGCACGAUAUAACUGUCUUAAGGGCAGUGAAUCCGGCAUACAUUUAUUUCUUCUUCAAAAAGAACAGUGGAGCUGCAUGGUCAGCACUCGGAGGUUGUGUUCUCUGUAUUACAGGAGCUGAGGCAAUGUUUGCUGAUUUGGGCCAUUUUUCAGUUCGAUCUAUACAGAUUGCCUUCACUUUUGUGGUGUUUCCCUGCCUCCUCUUGGCUUACUUGGGCCAAGCUGCCUACCUAAUGAAGUACCCAGCUUCAGCUGAAAGAAUUUUCUACGACUCUGUACCAGGUAGUCUUUUCUGGCCAGUCUUAGUGAUUGCCACCAUUGCUGCCAUGAUCGCCAGUCAAGCAAUGAUAUCCGCUACAUUUUCAUGUGUUAAGCAAUCUAUGGCUCUUGGAUGCUUCCCGAGGCUGAAGAUAGUCCAUACCUCUAAGAGGAAAAUGGGACAAAUUUACAUCCCUGUAAUCAAUUGGUUCUUGAUGAUUAUGUGCAUAUUGGUCGUGUCGAUAUUUCAGAGCACCACGGACAUUGCAAAUGCAUAUGGCAUAGCUGAAGUAGGUGUUAUGAUUGUGAGCACGGCCUUGGUGACACUUGUGAUGCUUCUGAUCUGGCAGACAAAUCUGUUUCUUGCUCUAUGCUUCCCCCUGAUAUUUGGAUCAGUGGAGUUCAUCUAUUUAUGUGCUGUUCUAUCGAAAAUCGAGCAAGGUGGCUGGCUCCCACUCGUCUUUGCUUCGUUCUUCCUCUGCGUGAUGUACAUUUGGAACUACGGGAGUGUGUUGAAGUACAGGAGUGAAGUCAGGGAAAAAAUAUCCAUGGAUUUCAUGCUUGAACUUGGGUCAAGCCUUGGCACCCUAAGAGUACCGGGUAUUGGCUUGCUUUACAACGAGCUUGUUCAAGGCAUUCCAUCUAUUUUUGUGCAGUUCUUGUUGAGCCUACCAGCAAUCCACUCAACUAUAGUCUUUGUGUGCAUCAAGUAUGUGCCCGUGCCUGUGGUUCCUCAAGAGGAAAGGUUCCUAUUUCGAAGAGUUUGCCCUAAAGACUAUCACAUGUUCCGUUGUGUAGCACGAUAUGGUUACAAAGAUGUAAGAAAGGAAGAUCACCAUGCAUUUGAACAGCUUCUGGCUGAAAGUCUCGAGAAGUUUUUGAGAAGGGAGGCCGAAGAUCUGGCUCUAGAGAGCAAUUUACAUGAGAUGGAGUUUGACAAUUUGUCAGUGGGGUCCAGGGGCUCCAGGACUCGGAGUGGAGAUGGAGUGGAAGAGCUCCGAGUCCCACUCAUGCAGGUGCAGAGACUGGAGGAGGUGAGCACUUCGACCUCAGAAGAUGGUGUAUCGAUUUUGCCAUCUAGUGUCAUGGCUUCGGAUGAAGACCCGAGCUUAGAGUAUGAGCUUUCAGCUCUAAGAGAAGCCAUGGAUUCAGGAUUUACAUAUUUGCUUGCUCACGGGGAUGUUCGGGCGAGGAAAGAUUCUUUCUUUCUCAAGAAACUUGUUAUAAACUACUUCUAUGGAUUCUUGAGGCGAAACUGUAGAGCAGGAGCAGCAAAUAUGAGUGUGCCUCACAUGGACAUCAUCCAAGUUGGGAUGACAUAUAUGGUUUGACCUGUCGUCUGGCGCCAAUCUAUUAGACUUUCCCCUUGGUCAUCCAGUCGAUGUCGGCGAGGCAUUUUGAUCUCAUGUUGAGUAACUCAAAAUCUUGACAGGGGAUCAAAACAUGAAAUAAGGAUUAACACCUUUAUGGGUAGAGUGAUGCACAAACGCUUGGAGUCUCUUUUUAAGUCCUAACUGGUUUCUGGUGGUUCGCACUGAUCACUGCUCGGCACUGCUUCUAUGAGUCGCCUACUGUUUUUGGGUAGUCUCAACUGUUUUUCGCCACUUCGGCCAAUUGGGUUUUGAAAUUGUUAGUUCUCACUUUAGCUGUUCUCUUGGUAAAAGCUUUUGGUGCUGUCUAUCUAUAUCAUUUCAGCCCUUACAUAUUAUCAGUAA
Molecule: messenger RNA, 3409 nt
Organism: Rhodamnia argentea
Lineage: Eukaryota; Viridiplantae; Streptophyta; Magnoliopsida; Myrtales; Myrtaceae
Product: putative potassium transporter 12
Exons: 9
Coding region: 509-3025 (838 amino acids)
Biological process (GO): potassium ion transmembrane transport
Cellular component (GO): membrane
Molecular function (GO): potassium ion transmembrane transporter activity
Source: RefSeq, a predicted model, not a curated record